Messenger RNA from Lagopus leucura (white-tailed ptarmigan), 2999 nucleotides. RefSeq names its product leucine rich repeat and fibronectin type III domain containing 2 (gene LRFN2). The record is from RefSeq and is a predicted model, not a curated record. Gene Ontology annotation, cellular component: cell surface; postsynaptic density membrane. The transcript is spliced from 3 exons. NCBI's taxonomy places the organism in Eukaryota, Metazoa, Chordata, Aves, Galliformes, Phasianidae. Gene Ontology annotation, molecular function: protein binding. Bases 68 to 2359 code for a protein of 763 amino acids.
GUAGUGUGAGAGCAUGCAGGAAUCAAAAAGCUUGCAAGAAGCCCAAGGUACUGCUACGUGAUUUACCAUGGAAAAAUUGCUCUGUGGCAUCCUGGUGUUUGGAAUGGCUGUCAUGGUCAAUGCUUGUCCCAAAUAUUGUGUCUGCCAGAACCUGUCUGAGUCGCUUGGGACUUUGUGUCCCUCGAAGGGUCUACUGUUUGUACCGCUAGACAUAGAUCGAAGGACUGUUGAGCUUCGACUUGGGGGAAACUUUAUUAUUAAUAUCAGCCGACAGGAUUUUGCCAAUAUGUCUGGGCUCGUUGACCUCACAUUGUCCAGAAACACCAUCAGUUAUAUACAGCCGUACUCUUUCACUGACCUGGAGAGCCUUCGGUCUUUGCAUCUGGACAGCAACAGGCUGCCUGACAUUGGAGAAGAUAUUUUGAGAGGCUUAAUUAACCUUCAGCACUUGAUUUUAAACAACAACCAGCUAACCAGCAUCUCUGAUGAAGCCUUUGAGGAUUUUUUGCUGACGUUGGAAGACUUAGACCUUUCCUACAAUAACCUCCGAAGCAUUCCCUGGGAAUCUAUAAGGAAGAUGAUAAACUUGCACCAGCUCAGUUUAGAUCAUAACCUGAUAGACUAUAUUACGGAGGGGACGUUUGCAGAUCUUCAGAAAUUAGCCAGAUUGGAUCUAACAUCCAACAGACUUCAGAAGCUUCCCCCUGACCCUAUCUUUGCCAGAUCUCAAGUAAUUCCAUUAGCUGUUACCCCGUUUUCUCCACCUUUGUCUCUCAGCUUUGGGGGUAACCCACUACAUUGCAACUGUGAGCUGUUGUGGUUGAGGAGACUUGACAGGGAUGACGAUAUGGAAACUUGUGCUUCUCCUCCGGGUCUAAAGGGAAGGUACUUCUGGUAUGUACGGGAGGAAGAAUUUGUUUGUGAGCCUCCUCUUAUCACACAACAUACUCACAAGUUGCUGGUUUUAGAAGGGCAAACUGCCACACUGAAAUGCAAAGCCAUUGGGGAUCCCACACCCAUCAUUCAUUGGGUGGCCCCUGACGACCGCCUCAUCGGAAACUCUUCAAGGACAUCUGUCUAUGACAAUGGCACCUUAGAUAUUCUCAUCACUACAUCCAAGGAUUAUGGGACUUUCACUUGCAUAGCAGCCAAUGCUGCUGGAGAAUCGACUGCAACAAUAGAGCUCUCAAUUGUUCAGCUCCCUCAUCUCAGCAAUGGCACAGGCCGAGCUGCCCCACCAAAGUCCAGGCUUUCAGACAUCACCAGCUCCAGCAAGUCUAAUCGAGGGGAAACAAAAGGCCCACCAGAAAGAGCAGUCCUGGUGUCAGAAGUGACCACUACCUCAGCUUUGGUGAAGUGGACGGUGAGCAAGUCAGCCCCCCGAGUAAAAAUGUAUCAGUUGCAGUAUAACUGUUCGGAUGAUGAAGUCCUGAUCUACAGGAUGAUUCCUGCUACAAACAAAGCAUUUGUCGUAAACAACCUUGUUUCUGGAACAGGCUAUGACCUCUGUGUUCUGGCAAUGUGGGAUGACACCGCCACUACUCUUACUGCCACCAAUAUUGUAGGGUGCGCCCAGUUCUUCACCAAAGAAGACUACCCUCAGUGCCAGUCGAUGCACAGCCAUUUCCUGGGUGGGACCAUGAUUCUGAUCAUUGGGGGCAUCAUUGUGGCAACUCUGUUGGUGUUCAUUGUAAUACUGAUGGUCCGCUACAAGGUCUGCAACAACUCCCAAGGGAAGAUGUCCAACGUCAGCAACGUCUACUCACAGACAAAUGGAGCACAACCGGUUCAAAAUGGAGUCCUGCCCCAAGUCAACCCCAAAGUGGUGGUGAGAAACGAACUUAUGGAGUUUAACUCUGGGUCUGUGAGAAGCAGCAUCUCCUCUUCUUCCAGCUCUAUGAAUAGCCGUGACUGUGAUAACUAUAGCCUCCAAAGUGAACAGGGCACAUUGUCCAGUAAGUGGAGGCCCCCCUCGAGGUCAAAACACAACAUUGACCGUCUAAUGGGAGCUUUUGCCUCCCUGGAACUGAAAUGUCAGAAAAAGGAGGAGACGACAGACUCCAGAACUUCCACGGCGGCCCGCCAUUCAGACAAAGAACCACUGCUGGGCCAGCCGGAGUCCAAAUUUCGCAGCCUCCUCAUGUUACCUCUGGAGGGCAAAACUAAACGUAGCCAUUCUUUUGACAUGGGGGACUUUGCUACAUCUCAGUGUUGUACCUACCCAAAAAAGAUAACGAACAUUUGGACAAAGAGGAGCCUCUCGGUGAAUGGCAUGCUUUUACAGUACGAUGACAAUGACCUAACAGGGGCAAAAGGGACUUACGGGAGUUCAGAGUGGGUAAUGGAAAGCACAGUGUAAAUAUCAAAGUCUCCCCCCAUCUUCUCCACUCAUGUGUUAUAUAUUGUGGUUUGCUGCAGUAGCAUGCUGCUGCUGCAUUUGGAAAGAGAGGGGAGGAAAUGUUUUCAGUUGUACUGGCAAAACGGAUAGGUAAAUAAAUAAGUAAUUGGGAUGCUGAAAGAGAAAGAAGGUCUUGUAAUGUGAAUAGGCACAUAUGGUACUGUUCCUGUUGGUCCCCAGCUGAAACGUGUGAAUGUUUCAAGAAAUUUACUGUUGUAUUUAUCAUUGCUUUCCAAAAGUUUUUCAAAUUCUUGGUGAACUGUCAAACAAGAUUAAACAGAGGAUGAAAAGGGGUUUAAGAGCAUAAAUUUAAAGGUUUUCUUUUUUUAUAUAAGGGCAACUCUUUUAUCCACAGAAAUGCACUUCUGUGGAUGUAAGACUGGUGCUAGGAUGCAUCUGGUUAUUAUUGCGAAUGACUUUCUCAGAUGCACAGGCAGGGCAUCUGCAGGGACAGAUUAAAGCAAAUUGUUUAUCUUGUAGCGUUAACUGUGACAUCUGGGAAAAUAACAAUACCUGUCGAAUGGGCUUUUGGUUUGGGAUUUGCUGAUUUUUUGUUUUGUUUUGCCUUGUGAGUGCUUCUGGGCUGUUUUGUUUUGAUGGU